This is a messenger RNA of Scatophagus argus, 7478 nucleotides long. RefSeq names its product ankyrin repeat domain 44 (gene ankrd44). The record is from RefSeq and is a predicted model, not a curated record. Bases 467 to 3685 code for a protein of 1072 amino acids. Gene Ontology annotation, molecular function: protein binding. The transcript is spliced from 28 exons. Lineage: Eukaryota; Metazoa; Chordata; Actinopteri; Scatophagidae.
UGCGAUCUGUGAGCAGUUGAGUUCAGCCUGGCUGCCUCUCCGGCAGGCUUGUGGCUCUGCGGACCGGCGAGGAGAGAGGCUUCUUUAGGUGGUGUAUGGCUCUGAGAGAUGCUUGGGAUCUCCGUGCAGCAGAAACAGCCAUAAAUGUGGAUUGUUUACACCGGUGGGUUAGGCCGUCCCUGCUUCCCAGCCUUCCCGCGACUCCGAGCGGCCGCCUCGGCUCAGCAGCGUCCCCGCAGAUAGCGUCAGUGGAGCGGGGCUGAUGGCCGCGGUGCUUGCCCCGGCCUUCAUCAUCAUCAUCCGCUUGUGUGUCUGCUAGAGAGCUAUACCACACUGCUACUCCCCCAAAGUCCCACGGGAAGAGCGGAGAAAGGAGGGGAGGAGCGGCGUUAGUGGCGCAGCAUCGCACCGUGCAUGGUGCUGCGGUGUCGGAGGGAGUGGAUGAGCAGCCGGAGCUGACCCCGAGAUGGCUGUUCUCAAACUGGCCGAGCAGCCUCCGCUCAUCCAGGCAAUCUUCAGUGGAGACCCUGAAGAGAUUCGUAUGCUCAUAUACAAGUCUGAAGAUGUUAAUGCUCUGGAUGCAGAGAAACGCACCCCGCUGCAUGCAGCAGCCUUCCUGGGUGAUGCCGAGAUCACAGAGCUCCUCAUCCUCUCCGGAGCUCGAGUCAAUGCUAAAGAUAAUAUGUGGCUCACACCUCUCCAUCGCGCCGUGGCUUCUCGGAGUGAGGAGGCUGUCCGGGUUUUGAUUCGUCACUCGGCUGACGUGAACGCACGUGACAAGAACUGGCAGACACCGCUGCAUGUUGCUGCAGCCAAUAACGCACUGCGAUGUGCUGAGGUCAUUAUCCCGCUGCUGAGUAGUGUGAACGUGUCGGACCGCGGCGGACGCACUGCCCUGCAUCAUGCCGCCCUCAAUGGCCACACUGAGAUGGUGAACCUCCUCCUUGCUAAAGGAGCCAACAUCAAUGCUUUUGAUAAGAAGGAUGGCCGAGCAUUGCACUGGGCAGCUUUCAUGGGGCAUUUGGAUGUGGUGUGUCUGCUGGUGAGUCAGGGGGCGGAGAUCAGCUGUAAGGACAAGCGGGGAUACACUCCCCUUCACACGGCAGCCUCCAGCGGACAGAUUGCUGUGGUCAAACACCUGCUCAACCUGGCUGUGGAGAUAGAUGAGGCCAAUGCAUUUGGGAACACAGCACUCCACUUGGCUUGUUUUAAUGGUCAGGACGCUGUUGCCAUCGAGCUGAUCGAUUACGGUGCCAACGUCAGCCAGCCCAACAACAAGGGCUUCACCCCACUGCACUUUGCUGCCGCCUCCAUACAUGGAGCGCUCUGUCUGGAAUUCCUUGUCAACAACGGAGCUGAUGUCAAUGUACAGAGCCGGGAUGGGAAGAGUCCGCUUCACAUGACAGCAGUUCAUGGUCGUUUCACUCGCUCCCAGACCCUCAUUCAGAAUGGUGGAGAGAUUGACAGUGUGGAUAAGGAUGGCAACACCCCUCUCCACAUUGCUGCCCGUUAUGGUCAUGAACUCCUCAUCAAUACUCUCAUUACCAGUGGAGCAGACUGCACAAGGCGAGGAGUCCAUGGCAUGUUCCCUCUCCACCUGGCUGCCUUGAACGCUCACUCUGACUGCUGCAGGAAGCUGUUGUCCUCAGGUCGGAGGUUUAGCAUAAUGUGUAACGACUCGGUCCUGUCUGCAGGCUUCCAGAUAGACACUCCUGACACUCUGGGGAGGACCUGCCUGCAUGCUGCUGCUGCUGGAGGUAAUGUGGAGUGUGUCAAGUUGCUCCUGAGCAGUGGUGGAGAUCACAACAGGAGGGAUAAUUGUGGCAGGACUCCUCUCCACUACGCGGCUGCCAGCCGUCACUAUCAGUGUCUAGAAACUCUGGUUGCUUGUGGAACCGCCAUCAACGCCACUGACCAGUGGGGGCGCUCUGCCCUGCACUACGCCGCCGCCUCUGACCUGGACAGGAGGCGUCGUGUUGCCCUGGAGCCGGAGAGUGAAGGAGUUCAGGCGGAGAGGGAGAAAGAGGCAGCGCUAUGUUUGGAGUUCCUGCUGCAGAGCAGAGCGACGGCCUCUCUGAAAGACAAACAGGGAUACAGUCCUGUCCACUACGCUGCAGCCUAUGGACACAGGCAUUGUCUGGAACUGCUGCUGGACAGAGACGACAAUCACCAAGAUGGCCCUGAAUCUCCCAACGCCAGGAGCCCGCUGCACCUAGCUGCAUACCACGGCCAUGCUCAGGCUCUGGAGGUGCUGCUGCAGGGGGAGACAGACGUGGACCAGGGGGACGAGGCUGGGAGAACUCCUCUGGCCCUGGCUGCCCUUCGGGGCCACACUGACUGUGUUCACACCCUCCUCAGCCAGGGGGCGUCGCCGCGCACCACCGACACCGAGCACGGCCGUACCCCAGUCCACCUGGCAGUGAUGAAUGGCCAUACGACGUGUGUGCGCCUCCUGCUGGAUGAAUCGGAUAGUGCAGAACUCGUGGAUGCUGCUGACUCUCAGGGACAGACUCCUCUGAUGCUGGCAGUGGCGGGGGGUCACGUGGACGCUGUGUCGCUGCUGCUGGAGAGGGAAGCCAACGUCAACUUGGCCAAUAACCAUGGCCUCACUUCUCUGCACCUCGGGCUGCUCUGUGGUCAGGAGGAGUGCAUCCAGUGUCUGUUGGAGCAGGAGGCUUCGGUUUUGCUUGGCGACUCGCAAGGACGUACCGCCAUCCACCUGGCGGCGGCCCGAGGCCAUGCCUCCUGGCUGAGUGAGCUGCUGAGCAUCGCCUGCUCCGAGCCGUCAUCCCUGCCCCCGCUGAGAGAUCACAAUGGAUACACACCUCUCCACUGGGCCUGCUACUACGGUCAUGAGGGGUGUGUGGAGGUUCUGCUCGAGCAGAAGGGCUGUCGCUGUAUUGAUGGGAACCCGUUCACCCCUCUGCACUGUGCUGUAAUGAAUGAUCAUGAGUCGUGUGCGUCGCUGCUGCUGGAGGCCAUGGGAUCAGACAUUGCUGGCUGCAAAGAUGCUAAGGACAGAACUCCUCUUCAUGCUGCAGCGUUUUCCGGUCACGUUGACUGUAUCCAGCUGCUCCUGUCCCAUGAUGCACCUGUCGACGCUGCAGACCAAUCAGGUCGCACUUCACUCAUGAUGGCGGCUGAGAAGGGCAGAGCUGGAGCCCUUGAGCUGCUGCUGACCAGCACCAACCCUGACCUCAGUCUGAGAGACAAAGAUGGCAACACUGCCCUGCAUCUAGCUUGCAGUAAUGGAAAAGAGGACUGUGUGCUGCUGAUCCUGGAGAAGCUGUCAGACACGGCACUCAUAAAUGCCACAAAUGCAGCGCUGCAGACUCCUCUUCACCUGGCGGCUCGAAGCGGCCUGAAGCAGGCGGUCCAGGAGCUGCUGUCCCGAGGAGCAAAUGUUCAGAAGGUGGAUGAGAACGGUCUGACGCCUGCUCUGGCUUGUGCUCCUAGCAGAGAGGUGGCUGACUGUCUGGCUCUCAUUCUGGCUACCAUGAUGCCUUUCUGCUCCCCUUGCAGCUCCGGGGCCCCCUCCCCAGGCUCCCUGCUGAGACAGCUGCCUCAUCAGGUGGGUAAAGGCCCAGGCACUGGCCCACGGGGCCCACGCAGCCCCAGGAACCCCUCGGGACCCUCCAGCGAGGGAACCACCGAGAAUGACUCCGAGGACUCGGAAACCUUCUGACCCCUGCAAACCAACCCUCUGCCCCCCCUACCUCCAGCUGUGCACCUGAACUCUUCACCCUCUCACCCCCGCCCCCCCUAAAGAAUGAUGCAGUGUUUCAAUCUGUGAUGUGCAGUCAUGAGGAAGAAGGGGCGACACUUGUCUGCGACACAGCUGACACUGGCAGUGCUUUCUCUUAGUGCCCUUUUCAGAAAUCACCGGGCGGAGCAGCCUCACUGCCCCGGACUGACUCCUGCAGCCGGAUCAGUUGCUCCGUGACGCUGUGGCUGAAGAAGAAGAAGAAUCGAAUCGGGAUCAGUUAUGGUCUGCAUGCUUGUGUUAACUCACACCACAGUUUGUUCUUUCUACUCACGGGUGCUUAAAUCCAAACCGACCUCGGUACUUAGUCUCCGCAUGGCAUCGCAGCUUGCCUCUGAGACUCGUUUUGUCUUACAGAAAAGCCAUUUUUAAUUGUUUGUACAAAAUGAAGUAGACCAUUAAGAAAGCUAAGUGUAAUUUUAACCUUUUUAGGAUUUUUUUUUUUUUUUUUUUUGCUUGUUGUUGUACCAAAUAUUUGACUUCCACAUGUAAAUAAUUAACAUGUACUGGAGGGACACAAGAAGAGCUACAAGGAGCUUGUUUUUAACUUGCUAACAACUGAAGCACAAACUGAUUUUUUUUUUUUUUUUAGGGUUUAAAGAAAUGUGGCUGAAAUGUGAAGUGUGCAGCCGUCAGAAAGAUGAUCAGUAGUUAAAAUAUUCAACAGGAAAGGGGAUAUGACACAGUGGGUACAUCUCAACUCCCUUCUUUGGAUCCGGUUUCCGAUAGACCCGCCACGAUUGGUCGAUUAAUCGAUCUGAAGUAUCUAUUCAAACACGCCACUCUGAGCUGUGGGAAAUUUUGAUGAGCAUUUUUUACAGUGUUUGACAUUUCACGAUUUCACAGCUGGAUGAGCUGCCAUUCAGCUUCUGAUCUUCUCUGUAGCUUCACUGCUCAGAGGCUGAAAUGUUGCAAGUAAUCUCAAAUGACAAUACAGUCUCGUACGUGACUGUGGUCCAUGGCAGACAGACAACGAAAAGCUGAAGGACUCUCAGACCCUCUUUGUGCUGGAUGAUACAACAUAAAACUCCACAUUUUUUAUGCUACACAGCGGUAAACAUGGGAGUAUGGCGGGCGUUUCGUCAAAUUCAGACGCCGUCUCCAACGUCAUCACGUCUGACAAAUGAUGUGUGAUCGUCAUCGUGUUAUUCACAACCUGAAUAAUGAAAUGUUGAUUCUGUGCACAAUCACUCAAUGUGAUAAACACAUUAGCACAACAUAUAACGUGCAUUAUUCUGAAAUGGGCCGCAUGAGUCUCGUACUUACUUUUUUGGUACUUUGAGUAUAUUUUGAUGCUCGUGCGUAUGCACUGUUAUGUAUGUAGAAAUUUAAAUGCAUGACUUCUUACAGUGUGUGUCACUGCACUAUUGCUACUUAACUGUAAGAUUGGAGUACUUCUUCCACCUCUGGACUUGAGUGAAUGAGGGUCUCAUGUAUCUGCCCUCGCGCCCCCUCGGAGCGAGGAAGUGAUGAAAUAAGGAAAUUGGGAUGUACCCACUGAUGAACGGAGAUUCAUUUCAUCCCGUGGCCUUUAAUGGCCUCCUGCACUGUUCUGUGUGUGUGUUAGUCCCUUCCUGUAGUACGUGGUCGCACACGCCCGUAGUCCCGUACAGCCAAUGGUGACCAAUUGAAUACUUUUCACGCAAGCCUUGGUUCUUCAAUUUUCUCAAGUGAAGAAGAGCUUUUUCAGGUCUGCUCACUUCAUUGUGGUAUUUAUUAUCUUUUACACAAUGGUACAAAUACUGCCAGCACUUAAAUGUAGAGUAACACAGGGCCUUGACCACUUUUAUUUCCUUCCCCUCCUCCCCUCCGCUUGUCCACCCACCAGCUAUGUGCCAAUUGUCUCAAACGUGUCCAGUGCCUUGAUGUUGAUUCUUUUUUUUUCUUUUUUUUUUUUUUUAACAACAAACAGAUUCUACUAAUCUUUAUUAUUAAAGGAUCAGUUCACCAAAAUCACCAAAUAUUUUUGUUUGGAACCCUAGAGGUAUUGAGCUGUGCAGGUUUGCCCGGGUUUUGAGAUAUUUGCUUCAGAUUAUAACCAAAACAUUUUUAGAAUUUUUUUUUUCUUAUUCAUUUUUGCUGAUAUAACAGUCAAGAGGCAGGAAACAAGAUAUUUUUAGUUUGGGCUUCUCCAGAGCAAAAAGGACCUUAUGGUAACAACUGUCAACUGCUCUAAAGAAUACCCAGUAACACUUUCUAUGAAGACCACAUCUAUAGCGUUAUGGGGCAUUCAUAGUGUUUUAUAAUGCAUCCAUCAUUUUUUUAGGACUGCAUUCAUGAACAUACAUAAUGCUUUCUGAUGCACUAUAUCAACAGUCAAAAAAAUUCUAGAUAUGAUUUGUAAUGAAUUAUAAAUUCAAGUGUCUUAUGGAUCCUCUUGACUAGUUAUGACCAAGAGGUUUCUCGAUGGGGCUCUUAAUGCAUUAUGACUACCUACAUUAUGGUUCAUACUGUACCAUAAUAAUGAAGCAGCAUGUCGAGUUUUGAAUUUUACUUGUUGUGAGCAAUAUUGAAUUCACUCCACUGGCACAGUGAGAAAUCUCACAUAUAACCUGGACAACCAACACAGCCGUUUUUUUUUCCAUUAUUUUUUGGGUGGACUGAUUCUUCUCAUUAUGUUGAACGUGAUGUGGCUGAUGACGUCACAUUCAGUGACACAGUUUGAGUUUGACUGAAAUGGUGUCUCACUCCACCGUCUUCUCUCCUCGGAGACUGGCGAUGUUCUAUAUUUUUCUGGUUCUCAGUCUGUCACCUUAAAAGACCAAAACCCGUGUUAGUCCACCUCCGGUUGCUUUCAGCCUGUCUGUGGCACUCAGUCCCAAGCCCUUUCAUCACUAAGGAUGUUUAAAAAAAAAAGGAUACUUUGGUUUUUAGAACAUGUCAGAUCAUUUCCUAAAACAGUGAGGCACUCUAGUUUGUAAGGAAAUGUUACUCAAGUGGGAGUAAAUAGUGCAUUUUUGGGGGACUGUUUUCAGUAGUGAAUCGAUACACAUUUGGUGGGUAUGUACACCAGAAAACCUGCCACCCAGCUCAACAGUGUGGCUUAGUGAUGAUUUGAACCAUUUUUUGGACAACAGUGGAGCUCUGUGCCCCAUAGGAAUACGUUAAGACUUUUGUGCUGGCCUUUUCCUGAGCUUUGUAGACAUUAGGAAAAUUACAGAAUGUCUCCAGACUUAUCCUUUAAGUUGGUUGUGUGUGUGUGUGUGUGUGUGUGUGUGUGUGAGCGUGUUAAUUUAGGUACUGAUAUGAAAUUGAACUGCUUUUGUAUAUAAUGUUGUUGUAAAGCUUGGUAUGAAAAAACAAAUCUCCAUCACAGAGAGCCCAGCGUGAUGCCUCCAUGCUGAACGGCUGAAUACGAACACACGACAAAGUGGUUUAGUUGUCUUUUCAGAACAGACUAAAAGUUAUGCACAUUGAUGACCUGAUUUGAAACUGCGGUUGGACUGAAAUGGAGACGACUCCCGAGGCCAAUAAGCACACGUUGUUAACAAGCACAGUCUUUUCUGUCCCAGAGCUGAAGCAGACCUCUGAACCUGUCUGCCAGAGUUGUUCUUCUACCAGAAAAUGAUCUUCAUCAGUCCUGACAAUCGCUAUGGUCAUGUGUCUGAUGAGUUUCAUGCCAGUUCCUGAUGCAGUACGACAUGCUGAGGGCUGUUUGUCAGCUACCUUUUGUUUUCUAUAAACUGUACAAUUAAAAAGAAGCUGUUUGAAGUUA